AUGGGAGGUAGCAAGUCGAAACUUUCCAAGGCCGAGAUCAAGAAGCUCGAAGCAAACACUAAAUUCACAAAAGCCGAGAUUCUCAGAUGGUACAAGGGCUUUAUCCAGGAUUGUCCAUCUGGUGAGCUCAGCAGAAACGACUUCACGGACAUCUACGCGGGCUUCUUUCCAAAGGGAAAUGCUGGCGAAUUCGCCCACAUGGUCUUCCAGGUCUUCGAUGUAAAUGGCGACGGAACUAUCGAAUUCGACGAGUUCCUCACUGCCUUGUCCAUCACUUCGAAGGGAACAAUGGAGGAGAAACUCGAAUGGGCUUUCAAAGUUUACGAUUUGGACGACAAUGGCACCAUCGAUCGAGAAGAAAUGGUGCAAAUUGUUAAAGCGAUGAUUUCAAUGGCUGGCGAUGAAAAUGCUGAGCAGGAUGCUAAAGAAAGGGUGGCGAAGAUUUUUGAUCUCAUGGACACGGAUGGAAACGGCGAACUUUCAAAAGAAGAAUUCCUCGAAGCUGCGAAGCGCGAUCAAAGCAUCGUCCAGGCUCUUUCCUUCGUCAAAUCCGCAUAA
Oikopleura dioica is the source of this 558-nucleotide messenger RNA. The record is from the annotation of a GenBank genome assembly. NCBI's taxonomy places the organism in Eukaryota, Metazoa, Chordata, Appendicularia, Copelata, Oikopleuridae.